This is a messenger RNA of Trichoplax adhaerens, 306 nucleotides long. RefSeq lists its product as uncharacterized. Bases 1 to 306 code for a protein of 101 amino acids. Lineage: Eukaryota; Metazoa; Placozoa; Uniplacotomia; Trichoplacea; Trichoplacidae. The record is from RefSeq and is a predicted model, not a curated record. Gene Ontology annotation, biological process: G protein-coupled receptor signaling pathway. Gene Ontology annotation, molecular function: G protein-coupled receptor activity. Gene Ontology annotation, cellular component: membrane. The transcript is spliced from 5 exons.
AUGUAUCAACAUGUUUGUGAGGGCGGAGCAUCGCUGCGCGCUUCCCUUGCUUUGUUGCCUCUGCUUGGAAUUACCUGGCUGUUUGGCUUUCUAGCAAUCAGUAAUGGUACUCUGGGAACAUUUGUAUUUUAUUACCAUUGCCUUAAAUAUAAAGACGUGAAAAAUUAUUAUCGAAGAUUUCUUACAAAAUGUCGGAUUACUGUCAGCUCUAUGAAAAUUUCCGAUGGUAGUAAAAGUCAUAAUACUAGAGCAAAAGAGGAGUAUUUUAAGAAUUCAACUUGUGUUUUAAAAUUUAUUAAGAGUUAA